Paramecium sonneborni is the source of this 1066-nucleotide messenger RNA. NCBI's taxonomy places the organism in Eukaryota, Ciliophora, Oligohymenophorea, Peniculida, Parameciidae. The record is from the annotation of a GenBank genome assembly.
AUGAAUCCAUUUUAAUAGUUUAUCAAUCCAGGAUAACAAUGGUAAUAUUUGUAAAUGCAUUAACUACAUUAAUUUCAAUACUUUUAAGUACUUAUAUCAUAUAUAACAUAGAAUUUGCAACUGCUAAGUGCUAUACAUAAUAAUUGUACAAAUCAAUAAAGUGUUCAGAUUCCUUCACUGAAUGCUCUUUAAUAAUUUUCUCUUCUUUCUUAAUCAUCUCAAAGAACAAUCCCAUCAGCAUAACAACAUGAUAUUCGUACUAAAAAAAGCUAAUCAGAAAGAGUGUUACCAAAAUAGAAGAAAGAAAAUGAAAUUCUGAAAUAAUUUUCGUAAGAUCAAAUAUUAUAAGAACUAAAAUAAUUUUUAGAGUAUUUGAGUAAAAAUGAUGUUAAGGAAAUGGAAGAAGAUGAAAAAUAUCGAUAUGCAGUAUGAUAUUAAUAUAAGUUUAGAUAUUGACAAAAAUAGAUGAUUCUUUAAUUGACACACUUAUUAAUCGUUAUCAAAAAUAAAAGAAAACAAAAGAAGAAUAGAUUAAGUUUAUAAUACGAAAAUGCUUUAAAUAUCUCAAAUAAAAGAUGAAUUUAAAUGAAAUUACAAUGAGUGCAUAUGAGAUUGAGAAGGUCUUUUAUAAAGAGUAUUUUAUGACUGAUGACAAUAUUGAAGAAUUAAUACCUUUUAGAACAGAAUCAUAAAAUAAAACUAUGAAUAAUUCUUAUUUAAAGAAAAUUUUCUCUUCUGAUAAGUUUUAUCAAGGAUAUCUUGAAUAUUUAGGUAUUUUGUAAUUAUAUAUACUUAGAAAACUUUGAUGAAAUAUGGGAUUAAGAAAACAAUGAAAAAAUUUAGAAUAUGACAAAAUAAGUAAUGAAAUUUAUUGCAUCUGGAUAAAUCGACGUAUAUAGAUUUUAUAAUGAUUAGAAAAUAUCCUCAUACAAAAGAGUACCAUGGAUUUCGUCUAUGAAAUAAAGAUGUUAUGAAUUAGCUGUUUCGUUUAAAGCAUACCGUGAAUAAGAAGAAAUCAAUAAUAAAAAAGUUAAAUUAGAAUGAUAAUAUUUGAUUUAAUUUCCAG